AUGCUAUCAAAAAAGUGUACUCAUAUAAGAAUCAGAGAUAGUAACGACUAUGAUCUCGAUAUUGAUCGUUUUAUAAAAUCGUUAGAAAAAGAAUAUAAGAUCGAUUUUCGGACUCUACCGAGAUGGGAGUACUUGGUACAACGUUUGCAUGUUUCAGCCACCGAUUGCAAACGUAAAAUUCAAGAUGCUUAUCGACGAAAGGCUUUGAUAGUACAUAAAUUAUAUAUGCAAUCAACUCGACCAUCUCCUUUUCAGUUAACUGAUGGUUUAUGUAGAACAGCCGACAAGUGGCGUAAGAUGGAAUUGGAUCGAAAAAGAACAAGAAAGGUAUCAGAAGACGUAGUAAAAGAUGUAUGGUCAAUAUCAGUUCCAAUAACUGAAGAUUUUUCAGAAACUUUCCAUCCAAAUACUGAAAACAUUUCAUUGGAAACUGGAGAGAAUGCUGAAGUUGUAGAAUCGAAAACUGACAUUGCAAUUCAAGCGGAACCGUCAAUAGAGUCAACUAAGUUACCUGAUGUCAUAAUUACUAACCCUCACAAACUAAUUUCUCCUAUGGGAUCACAGUUCUCUGGUUUAAGUUACAGGUCACUUUUUACUGAAGAUGCUUUGACAGGUAAAACAGAAAGUGAGAAAGAAGAGUGGCAAUGUUUAAAACAGACAUCAGCAGUUAAGUGUACUCCAUCACCAAUUUCUCUGACCAACGAUGCUCUAAGCCAACAAGUUAUUAAAUUCACGUUGACAAAUUGUACGUAUCAGUCUGUGUUCGUUCGAUUAAAAUACAUUUUGGAUAAGUCUUAUUUUCGAAAAAUCAAGAUCUUGCCAAUUUUCCAAAAGAAGCUGUGCCCUGGUUUACCUGAAGUGUUUACAUUGAUAUUUAAACUUGUAAAUCAAGAAGAAUUUAAAACAGGCAUAUAUUUUAAAAUUGGCUUCGAUGUUUACGAUAAUGUUCCUGCAGAAUCGUUAUGUGUGCCAAUAAUCAGUGAGUUCACAAAGGGCCGAUGUGUGAUAGUAUCCGAGAACAUAAAUAUACCGCCUGUUUAUCCUUGGCAUCUAAAAACAAACGAUCAGUAUUCUUCUGAAUAUAUUCAUAUAACUCUACGUGAUCCAUUUCCUUAUCACUUACAUAUUUAUAAAAGAGUGAUGGAUUUAAGUCAAGAACCAAUAGUUACUAUACAAGCAGACGGGGUAAAAACCGAGUUUGUUACAGAGAAAAUAGAACAAAAGGUACAAACGGAGGUGGUGGUAAAUACUGAGGUAGUUACACGUAAAACAGAUAAGACACUCGACACUCAUAAACUCGAUAAUAAAUCAAAAGUAUCAAUGCAUUCGCAUUUGCUACCUGAAAUUUCAUCGGAAACAAGAAUGGCACAAGAAGCCAUGGCUUCUAUUGCUCAGGGUAUUAUUGAACUUGCUUUGGAUACUUUUAUGCUUGAAACAACGUAUUUGUAUCUAAAACCCCAUGAAAUAACAAAAAUUCCGGUAUAUUUUACAAAAGUUGAACAUACUGGCUAUCACCAAAGUUACUAUGAUUUUCUAUUCAUUGAUACAAAAACAGAAGAAGUUGCGAUGAAGAAAAUCGUAAAAAUCUACGCAGAAGUACUUCCACAUCCAAUAAAAGUGCAACCUGUUAUAUUAGACAUGUCGAAAUCAUCAGUUAAACAUGGUUAUUGUGAAGAUAUUUUCGUAGUUAGCAAUACCCACAGACUAUAUCCUGCUAUUGUUAAAAUUAAAUUAACUACGAAGAUGAAAAAGAUGUUUUAUGUGGAACCUAUGGAAACUACAAUCCCUGGAUCAGCCUCCGUGCCAUUUUCUGUGAAAUUUUGUUCUAGAGAUUUCUUAUCAGUCAAACCAAGCGAAGAUUUAGUUCAUUUCACAUUCAAAAUAGUUAUCAACGGGUACAAAGCAGUUUACGAAAAUAUACCACCGUACUUCUAUGAAGUAAUUGCUCCAUGUGCAGUAGAAUUCAAAAAGGUUUAUAAUGAAAAAUUCUUUAAAGAAGAAGGCAACGAUAAUUAA
This is a messenger RNA of Spodoptera littoralis (African cotton leafworm), 2016 nucleotides long. The record is from the annotation of a GenBank genome assembly. NCBI's taxonomy places the organism in Eukaryota, Metazoa, Arthropoda, Insecta, Lepidoptera, Noctuidae.